AUGCUGCCGACUUGUACCCGUUGCAGGAGCCGGAGGAUCAAGUGCGACUCCUUGCUUCCAGCAUGCGCAAACUGCUCCAAGCACGAUGUGGAGUGUACCUUUCGAGAUGAAGCUUUACAAGUAGAUGUGAAAGCACACUAUUGUUACUUCACUCUGCCUGAAGCUAACUCGGACCUGGACAGCGAAAGUGGCCUAACAGAGACUACUCCUGAUGGCAUCCCAACAGGACCUUCCUCAAUCUCCUCCUUCAUUCUUAUGCCCGGCUCUGGUAAAGAUCUAUACAUUGACCUCUCACUUCCAUCACGCAUUGUCGAGGUCACACUCGAGGUACUUUCACAACGUCAGGAAACGCAUGACAAGAUGACUGUUGAUGAGGAAAGCUUCUCAUUUCCAGACAUUCCACGUCUUGACAGGUCCACACUUACCCCCGGUGCGGUGCGUGGCCUUCUAAAAGAUUACCAUCGCCUUGUUCAACCGCAAUAUGACAUUUUGGACGUCGGAAUUUUGAGCUAUGAUGGCAUGUACCUACGGAAGCUGCCUGAAACGCGAAGAUUUCAGAUACUUAUGGCCUGCGCUAUUUCCGCCACCCAAAAGUCGUACAAAGAGCCAAUUUGGAAACCGUUCGCCAAUACAUGCCGUGAGUGGGCAAAUGACUUCAUUGCCCCAGUUAUAUCUUCUGCCGACGCAGACUCUAUGAAAGCUAUUCUGCUCCUUCUUGUAUACGAAAUGGCCGAUCCGACUCGAGGCGUUAUCUGGGAACUCCUUGAUGUAGCGCGAAGGACGUGCUUGCAGCUAGGCUGGAACCGAACCGCCUCGUCUUCCAGCGAGAACACAAUUAAUGGGGAGGCAGUAUCGCAUGAUCCCAUGAGAACUCGCUUAAUGCGUGUACUUAGGGACAUUGAAGGGUUGGUACAA
This is a messenger RNA of Aspergillus costaricaensis CBS 115574, 915 nucleotides long. RefSeq lists its product as uncharacterized. The annotation marks the transcript as partial. The transcript has 3 exons. The record is from RefSeq and is a predicted model, not a curated record. Gene Ontology annotation, molecular function: zinc ion binding; sequence-specific DNA binding; DNA-binding transcription factor activity, RNA polymerase II-specific. Gene Ontology annotation, biological process: positive regulation of transcription by RNA polymerase II. Lineage: Eukaryota; Fungi; Ascomycota; Eurotiomycetes; Eurotiales; Aspergillaceae.